AUGGCAGAGAAUAGCGGACAUGCUGUGACUUCCCGACCUAACUCGGCGGACGGAAUCGCCCAGAACAAUCAAGUAGACGAGACUACCGCCCUCUUGGGUUCAAACACUCAAACCAACUUAUCCGAUGGCGAAAGCAUUGACGAAGAUGAUGAUGAGGGAAAGCCAUUGCCCAAGGUCCAAAUCCUGCUACUCUGCUACGCCCGAAUCAUAGAGCCGCUGGCCUUUUUCUCUAUUUUCCCCUACGUCAACCAAAUGAUUCAAAGCAACGGUGGUGUUGCAGACACAGACGUAGGCUUCUACAGCGGUCUUAUUGAGUCAUUGUUCUCUCUCACGCAAGCCAUUGUAAUGAUAUUCUGGGGUCGAGCAGCUGAUCGCUUCGGGCGGAAGCCAGUCCUAGUCUUCUCCUUGUUCGGCGUGGCCCUGGCUACAGGUCUCUUUGGCACGGCAAAGACCAUUCCCCAAAUGGCCUUGUUCAGAUGUAUUGCCGGUGUCUUUGCUGGCACCAUUGUCACUAUCCGUACCAUGAUCGCCGAGCACAGCUCACCAAAGACCCAGGCCCAAGCUUUCAGCUGGUUCGCCUUCAGUGGAAACUUGGGUAUCUUCCUUGGGCCUCUGCUGGGUGGCGCCCUCGCCGAUCCUGGACGUCAAUACCCUGGUAUCUUUGGAUCCGUCCGAUUCUUCCAAAACUACCCCUACGCGCUUUCCAGCUUGGUAGUGGCACUAGUGGGAUUAACGGCUGCCAUUUCUAGUGCCUUCUUUAUUGAAGAGACAUUACAGAAAGACCCAGAUACUACGGACGGCGAGGAGGAGACAGCAUCCGACGUGCCAGUGCACAGAGCCGAAUUGUCUACCUGGGAGCUUUUGAAAUCCCCGGGCGUGGGCAUGGUCAUCUAUACCUAUGGCCACAUCAUGGUCCUCGCAUUUGCAUAUACCGCCGUUAUCCCCGUCUUCUGGUUUACGCCCGCGAGGCUAGGAGGCUACGGCUUCACGCCACUUCAAAUCUCGCUGAUGAUGGGUUUGAGCGGCGCCGCCCAAGCUGCCUGGCUCCUCCUCGUGUUCCCACCGCUCCAGCGAAAGAUCGGCACGAACGGGGUCAUCCGUCUCUGUGCCACAGCGUAUCCGUUCUUCUUCCUGUGCAUUCCAUUUGGCAAUGUCCUCCUGAGGAUGGGGACCGAGGCGUCUGUCAAGGUCUUCUGGGUCUUUGUGCCGCUAGUGCUAGUCAUCGGCUGCGGAGUCAGCAUGAGUUUCACGGCAAUCCAACUCGCUGUCAACGAUAGUGCACCCUCACCAAAGAUCUUGGGUACGAUCAACGCCCUCGCCUUGACUAACGUCAGCGCCCUCAGGGCCUUUUGUCCUGCUCUCUUUACCUCUCUCUUUGCUCUGGGUGCGAGAACCCAAGCCGUGGGAGGUUAUGCCAUCUGGAUCCUGAUGAUCAUGGUUGCUGGUGGACUCACCGUGGUAUCGAGAUACCUCCCAGAGCCCCAGAAGAACCGCAAGCGCCGCAAUCUAUAA
Molecule: messenger RNA, 1512 nt
Organism: Penicillium nucicola
Lineage: Eukaryota; Fungi; Ascomycota; Eurotiomycetes; Eurotiales; Aspergillaceae
Product: MFS transporter
Exons: 1
Coding region: 1-1512 (503 amino acids)
Biological process (GO): transmembrane transport
Molecular function (GO): transmembrane transporter activity
Source: RefSeq, a predicted model, not a curated record